AUGAUCCUGUUUCACCAUGGCAACCAGUAUGGAGGUGCUGGCUCAGCAGGUAGUGGAGACUCAGCAGGUGGCUGAGGAAAUGCACCGUGGUAACAUAGUGUGAUGGUUGUAUCUUGCCACUGGAGAGAUCGCUCCAUCUCAAGAGUGUAUGAAGCUCUGAUUUCUUCCUGUCCGGUGCAGGCUGUUCAGACUUCCCUGUCUGAAUCUCCAGUGAUGACCAGCCCUUCCCAGCGUAUCCAGAUCAUUUCCACAGACUCCUCUGUAGCGUCCCCACAGCGCAUCCAGAUUGUGACAGAUCAGCAAACAGGUCAAAAGAUCCAGAUAGUGACAGCAGUGGACUCAGCUGUGUCUCCAAAGCAACAGUUUAUUUUAGCCAGUCCAGAUGGAACUGGUGCAGGAAAGGUGAUACUGGCAGCACCAGAGACAUCCAAUGCCAAACAGCUCAUCUUUACCACCACAGACAACAUCGUGCCGGGCAGGAUUCAGAUAGUAACAGACUCUGCUUCGGUGGAACGUUUGCUGGGGAAAGCCGAUGUUCAGCGGCCCCAGGUUGUAGAAUAUUGCGUCGUCUGUGGUGAUAAAGCAUCAGGUCGUCACUAUGGUGCUGUCAGUUGUGAGGGAUGCAAAGGUUUCUUUAAAAGGAGUGUAAGGAAGAAUCUCACCUACAGUUGUCGUAGCAACCAGGACUGUAUCAUCAACAAACACCAUCGGAAUCGCUGCCAGUUUUGCAGGCUGAAGAAAUGUCUGGAGAUGGGCAUGAAAAUGGAAUCUGUUCAGAGUGAAAGAAAGCCUUUUGAUGUGCAGCGUGAAAAGCCAACCAACUGCGCAGCUUCCACUGAGAAGAUCUACAUCAGGAAAGACCUGCGGAGUCCUCUGAUAGCAACUCCAACGUUUGUGGCAGACAAAGAUGGGACACGGUCAGGAGGUCUUCUUGAUCCAGGAAUGCUUGUGAAUAUUCAGCAGCCUUUGAUCAGGGAUGAUGGCACAGUCCUCCUAACUGCUGACUCCAAGGCUGAAACAAGCCAGGGUGCUUUAGGAACUCUAGCAAACGUUGUAACAUCUCUGGCUAACCUCAAUGAGUCUCUAAACAAUGGAGAUACUUCUGAAGUUCAACAAGAAGAGCAAUCUGCAAGUGAGAUCACACGGGCAUUUGAUACUUUGGCUAAAGCACUUAAUACCACAGAUGGUACGGCAGCUCAUACCUUGGCAGAUGGGAUGGAUCCUACAGGUGGAGGGAAUAUUCACGUAAUCAGUAGAGAUCAGUCAACACCAAUUAUUGAAGUGGAAGGACCCCUACUUACAGAUACGCAUGUCACAUUUAAGCUGACAAUGCCCAGCCCAAUGCCAGAGUACCUGAAUGUGCACUACAUCUGUGAGUCUGCAUCACGACUGCUUUUCCUCUCUAUGCACUGGGCAAGGUCCAUACCUGCAUUUCAAGCUCUUGGGCAGGACUGCAACACAAGCCUCGUGCGUGCCUGCUGGAAUGAGCUGUUCACCCUGGGUCUGGCACAGUGCGCACAGGUGAUGAGCCUGUCCACCAUCCUGGCAGCUAUUGUCAACCACCUCCAGAACAGCAUCCAGGAAGACAAACUUUCUGGAGACAGAAUAAAGCAAGUCAUGGAACACAUCUGGAAACUGCAGGAGUUCUGUAACAGCAUGGCCAAGCUUGAUAUUGAUGGAUAUGAGUAUGCAUAUCUUAAAGCCAUAGUCCUCUUUAGCCCUGAUCAUCCUGGUCUGACCAGUUCAACCCAAAUAGAAAAAUUCCAGGAGAAGGCACAGAUGGAGUUACAGGACUAUGUACAAAAAACCUAUCCAGAAGAUACUUAUAGGCUAGCCCGGAUUCUGGUUCGCCUGACAGCACUCAGGCUGAUGAACUCCAGCAUCACCGAGGAACUGUUUUUUACUGGGCUCAUUGGAAAUGUUCCCAUUGACAGCAUAAUACCCUACAUUCUCAAAAUGGAAACAGCAGAAUAUAAUGGUCAAAUAACUGGCACUUCUGCAUAGUGGGAACAGCAGGAUUUGAUGGAUCAAAGCAAUUUUUGUACAAACAUACAAUGAGGAAGCUAAAGGAAUAGCAUUUUGGUAUGUACAAGUAUUUCCAACUCGUCAGUUUCCCGUCAGAGUUCGCUUUGUCUGUUUGCUGACAUUGACAGGAUUUCAGCAGUUACUACGAGACCUGCUGUAGGACCUUCUCUGCCACAAGGAGUAUUUUCAAUGCCUUUUAUUUCAAAGGCUAUAAAUUACUGAACAUACUUUUCACAUGCUUUGUAUUUAGAAAUUAUCAGUGGUUAAAAGUAGAGUUUUAUAAUACCUAAAAUGAGUAAUAAAAUUACUUUUAAAGUAAAAAGAACAGUAUGUAUAUAUUUAAAAAUAUCCUUGGAAGUACUAUCUAAUAAACACCAGGGUAUAUUACUUACUAGCACUUUGUAAGCACUUGCUGUCACAGCAACAUCAUCAUCAACAUCCUGCUUAUAACUGUGGAGAAGUAAAGUAACAGCAUAUGUCCUUAAGCCAAAUGAUGGUGAUCUCUGUCAAAGUGUAGAAUGCUACAGGAGACAAUCAUUUAUUCUACAAAAAGUCACUUGGUCUUAUGUUAGACAUGAAAUGAGAAUGUGGGCUCGUCCCUCUGAUAGCCACAUCAUCUGAAGUUGUGCUCUUUUGCAGCUCACAGCACCAUGUAGUCAGAGACUGGGACGUGCUACAGGAAUAAACUCACUCUAGGAUUAAAAUCUGUUUCUUGCCACAGUGAUGAGGAAAUAUUUGGGUUCCUUUAAAGCUUCUACUCUGACCAAUGCAGUCCUGGCAAACAUUACUUUCAUAGGAAGCCUUUUGAUUGUGGAGAAAAUCAGUCAUUAACUGGAAGAACAGUAAUUCUUGAGUAGAGCUGUGCCGUGAUCUUUGUGUUUGCGAAGUUACUCCUCUCUGUACUCCUGAAUACCCUCAUCAUGCAGCCAAGGGUACAGUUUAAAACCUGAGAUGUGUGGAGCCUUUGGCUGUCAGCAAGAGAGAAUUACAAAGCUCUCUUAGUUUAUUUCUCAACACUCCCUCCUCUGACUGAACACUCCUAGUUUUGCAGUGCCCUCAGUGUUCCUGGGACUCAGUUUGAAACUGAGGUAUAGUUGGGAUUGACACUAUGGUGCACAAUUGCAGUUAAUGACUGAUAUGCUGUGGAGUUAGCAAAUCAACUCCUUUUUAAUUGUCUAGAGUGAUGAGCCAUCAAUGUGUUUGCCAGUAUUGGCCAUUAGCUUUCAUUUUAGUAAAACUUAGCGUUAUUGACUUUUAAAAUGUUAAAUAAUCAAAGGGUUUUUUUUAAGUUGUGGUAAUGAGUAUUCAUCUGAUCCUGGCUUAUCCUGAUGCAUCAGUGUUUGCAUUAGUGGUGUGGCCGAGGCAUUUUCUACUUGGGUAUUUUUAUGUGAGAAAAACAAUCUAAUGAUAAAUUCAACACUUUUGGUUUUUCUCCCAUUACUGGUGUUUAUUUGUAAACCCCAAACAGGUUGGCUGUGGUGUCUCUUAAAGGUCUGAAUUGUAGUCACAAGACCUUAAGGCCACUCUGACAAAGAAAAUGUAGAGCACUGUGCACAGCAGAGCUGCAGACCUGAGCAAGUUUUACCCUCUCCUCUGCUGAUGUUGUUCUUGGCAUUCCUGAGGUUUGCUCCAUCCUCACCAGUGCCUGUCAGAUGGUAACAGCUUCAUCUUCUCAUCUUUACUUCUAAAUUACUUUCACUUUGUUUUUCCCUUCCCAGGUGCAAACCUUUGCUUAUGAAUAUGCAUCAGGAGAGGGUUUUUUAGUAAUAAACACCAAAAAUCUAUUUUUUGAUUUUAAGUAUAGAAGUAGCUUGUUGCCAUGAAGGCCAAAUUUCAGUGCCCAGCUGAUGUUCACACAACUAGGAGUCAGAGGUUCCCAGCCCAGACGUGGUGCUAAGGCAAGUGACAUCUUGCCGCAGCUCGGCUUGGUGCCUACAAUCCACUUUGUCCAGAAUUUUCAGGGUCCUGUUUCUGCUGCUUUUGAAAUGAAAAUAUCUGAACUCAGUAGAAAUGCAGCGAUAAAAUGUCUGAAAAGAUCUCUCAGAGCUUGAGCAUCUGUGCAUCUUGCUAAUAAUGGGGUCAGAUGUUAGGGUUCUGUGCAGACUGCAGCUGGAGUGCAGGGAGUGGUCGUGACGCAGUGACGUCCAUGCUCUGUCUGCUUCAUUUGUUCUGCAGCUCUUUCAAGGAGGAACAGGAUUUGAAUUCUGCAGUUAAAAGAGCAGUGAUCAAUGAUUGUGUUGGAGCAUUUUGGGUCAGGUUCUUAAUAAUGGGGUUUAUUGCAUUGGCAACAAGGGCAGAAAGGUGCACUGCUCCUUUCCCCCUUAAUUUAUUCCCACUGGACUAAAGAGGCAGACCUGAAGCCGUGUGUAAACAGCAUCUUUCUCUGUCUGUUCACAUUACUUGUAGCUGGGGGAGAGUGCUUUUGGUGCCAAUGGAGUUACUCUGGCAUCAAACUGGUAGAAUAAUAUCCCAGGAGGGACCCUCCAAGGAAAUCGUGCAAGCCUUUAUUUUUGCUGCCUUAAAAUGUUAGAUUAUUAGGGAGGCUUCACUUUCUUGUGCAAGGAGCAGCUGUUGCUCACCGCUGAUGACUUGGUGUCAUUUACCUAGUCUCUUUUUGCCAUCAUGUGAUGCACUUGGCCCUCAGAGCAGCCAUUGAUGCCUCCAGUGUUUCUGUGCUGAAUGCAGCUGGCUCUGCAUCACCGUUGCUACUCCCCUUGGCAAGGGGCAUGUUCUGAAGGGUGACCGCAAAAGGAGUCAGACCUGGCAGUUCCAGGAGACAGCAGCUUCCUACUUUUUUCUUGGCAGAGACUGAAACUGUGUUUUUAUUGCUGUGUACAAGGCACAGGAUUCCCAGAUUAUUUCAUCCAAGAUGCUGCAGAUGUCUCUAUAUCUCUACACCUCUAAGCGGGUACUUAGGAUUCUUCCCUGCUGUUUAUUUAGGGAUAAUGUUUUAAAACUGCAUGAGUAUCAAAGGCAGAGGGGACACAGCUUAGGCAGGAAAAGGGAACUGGAGGUCAUCAGGUUGAGGAUACUGCCAAAGGAGCAGUGAUCAAAGCAGCCUUCUGCACCAACAGCACCAGUCUGGGGCCUGUGUGAAGUGGGUGAUGGGAGCAGUAGAACUGGCAGGUCAAGCGGGCAUACAGAGGUGCACCAGCAAACACCUACAGGGCAACACCACCCUGGAAAGAAAAGAAAAUGUUUUUCUGUCUGAAAUCUCUCUUCUCCAGUUACUCUUUAGAGUGCAAAAUCAAGAUGGUUCUUUCUCCUCUACUCUUGCUCAGACAAGAAAAAGCAGAAGCACCAAGCGAACAAGUAGGCUUCCACCUGUGCCAGUCAUUUGCCAGACAACCACACAACAGCUGCUGUGUUGGUUUGCUCAUGGGCCUGCUGUGAGACCAGCACACAUCUGCAGACCCAAUGCCCCCAUGUGUCCAGCAUGAAUAAGCAAAAUGAGGCCAUGUUGACAGGAUCACAGGAUGUUAGGGGUUGGAAGGGACCCAAGGAGAUCAUCGAGUCCAACCCUCAGAGUAGAGUCACCCUGCAGAGCAGAGUCAGGGGCAGAGGAGGGACAAACUGUCAGCAUCUACUGGAUCCUGAAUGACAGAAAAUCAGUUUAAAAAAUAGCUUUAUGUGAAGAGCUACCAAGAGGGCAUGGCAAAGGUGGGAAAACAAAAGCACUUAAUCUUCUGCACCUUUUCAGUCUGAAGUGGCUGAGUCAUUUUCACAGGCUGGUGUUUGCAUGAAAGGUACCAUAACCCCUCUUGUUAGAUAAUGCUACAACCCUGCUGCUGCAGUCAUGUGAGCAACAUGAUACGGGAAAUUAUUUUUUUGGGGGAAAAAACAACAUUAUUUAUACUUGCAAACUCAAGCAGAAUUCCUUGUAAAGGUGAAAAGCUCUAAGUCUGAAUAUGUUGGACAUGGAAAAGGUCAAGGCCCAGAACCACCUUUUCACUGAGCCUGCUGUAACCUUCCACCAUUCCCACAGACUUUUUGUUCUCUUGGCUACAUGAAUUAUUGGAAAUGGCUUCUUAUUGUUAGAGUCACGCCUGUCUUCCUUCUUUUUAAAGGGUUUGAUAGAUUUUUACAUCUUUGUUUUGUGCCUCCCACCAUGGUGCAUUUCUGCAUGUCAAACUCACUGGAGCAGCUGCUGCCUGUCCAUAGCUGUGUGUGUACCAAUGUGUUGAUCCCUGUACAGUGUAUACAGAGCACACUGAUGUAUCUAUGUACAGAUGUGUGGCCAUAGAUCUGUGUGUUAAACUUUUCAAUCAUUUGCUAAUCCAGAGCUUCCUAGUUUUCACUUCUUAGCCCAAACUAAGCCUUGCUUAAGCAAGAUUGGCACCUUUUCUUACACCCAGUCUGAAUUUAAUCCUUCUUGUUCAGAUCUGACAAAUAUAGCCCAUGGAUGUUCUGGCAUUUACAUUGCUUCCCUUUACCUUCUCUCAUUUGACAUGUAAAUGUCUGCCAGUGAGCAGUUAAUUGAAUGUUCAGUGUCUCAAAGGAAUCAAUAGCUGGGAAGGACUCCCCAGUUCCAGCAUGUGCUCAGUCUUUUUCAGCCUUCUGAGAGACCUUUGUGUAGAACUUUGUUUUGGUAAGAGACUGCCUUUUAUAAAGUCUUUGGUAGUGGCUCAUUGGAAGAAAGUUUCCUUUGUCACUGAUCUGUAGCACAGAGAACAGUUCAGAAUGGAUGCUGUUUAAAAACGCCAUCCUCAGGUGCCGCAGUGCUGAGGUGGAGCCAUCUGCUCAGUGAAGCCUAGGCAGUGUCCUCUGCUGCAGUGGUGCUUCCACCAGAGGGAGAGUUGCUGCUUGCUCCUUUCUUAGCAAGGGUCACGACUGGCAGGCUUUCCACACUGCAUUGCAGUUGCACUUUCACUUUCCAAAGUGACUCUUCAUCGUCUGGCUCAAAAGGAAACAAAGCUGGUUCUUUCAGUCGUCAGGCUAAUGUGCACUUCCAUGUUCUGCCCUCUCGUGAAGCUGUGAUCAGUGCAGAUCAGGUACAGGUGUGUACUAUGGGAGAUGGGCACAGGGAGCAGCUGCGGAGUUACACUCGCAGUAAAACAAUUUAUUACUCCUAGGGAGCACACAAGUAUUUACAUCAUCAAAAUAGUAGUCCUUGUUCCUUUCCAAUGAGCUCCAUUCCAAGGGAAACCUGCAAAAGCUAUUCCCUUAACUUUGGGGGUUCCCAGGCAGCACAGGGAGUGGUUCAGCAGCUAUAGUUUGGUGAAGCAGAAUUUUCUGGACAUCUUUUUUUCCACCUUCUGUACUAAAUGUGGCAAAGAUUUGUGUGUUCAAGCAGAUGAGCAGCACCACUUAAAAUGCCAUCUUCUGUGCUUGAAUCAAGCACAAGCUGCUUUCAGUCGAGGCUGCUGCCUGUGGUCUGUGCUGUGGACAAUGCUGAGAACAUUCUGUCCUCACUAUGGUCUUCAGUAAGCUUUCGGAAUCUUUUCUUUCAGAUGCAGGAAAAAAAAUGCAAAAUGUCCAUUUUAACAUUUCAAGCCUUAUUUGUGAUCUUUUCAGCACAAAAAUUAUUUAAAUGAAUGGCAGGAAUUCCUGUGACAGGUGGUCCUUCGUCGGUGUCUUGACAAUCAGUCUGCCUGAACUGUUUGGUUUCUUCCUUAAAGUCUGAAUGGAAACCUGAGUGUUAAGGUCAGUUUCCGGCAGGACCACUGACAGAGUGGGAGUGUGGUCAGCUGGGGCCCUGAUCAGGGUUGAACCUGUUUGAAAAUCAAAUUGUAACUCAGAAAAGGAGCAUGUUUAAAAUCAUGGACUUGUUUUAUCCUUUGUGUUUGUUCUUUGCAUCCUGAGGGACAAAAUGCACUUCAGUGUCAGUGGCAAUCAGGGCUCAGCUGUCUGUGGAAGCUGUAGUAUGCAAAAUCAGCAUUCUGUGUGAGCGUGCAGAGCAGCAGCCAGAGGCACUCUGCUUGCCAGGUGCCUGACAACCCUGUGCAGCUGUACAGCAUCUGAUGAAGUGAGCGCGGUGACUCCAGGGCAGCAAAGGUCCAAGCUGAAGCGUUUUGCUGCUUGUGGAUUAAAGUAGGGCUAAGUCAGCUUCGGAACGGGGGCAUGCUUGGGAAGGAGCAGACAUGUUUCUUACAGGGCAGAUUUGUGCCAGUUCUCAUGUGGGGGAUUGGCUUUGAACAUGGGAGUAUUUCCACAGCUUGUAGUACAGAACACCUUGCAAGCCAGGGUGCAAACAGCUUCAGAACCAAAAAGCUGCACUUACUUCUGCACAUCAGGCCUCUGGUGUACCAGAUAGGUACAGAGCUCCACAGAGCUCACUUGGGACAAAACAAAUGGUCUGCUUUGAAUUCCUUGGGAUAUGUUCUGGAAGCCUCUGUUCAUUAUAGCUUAGAGAACUAUUGGUUAUGUUACUGUGUUUUAAUUUCGGGUAACAAACCUUGCAGAAGUUAUUUUCUCACAGCUUCUUUUGUGAAAUCAACAUCGUUCUGUGUGAUGGCAUCUAAACAUAACAGCAUGUUCUUUUUUAACCUGAAUUUUAUAUCUAAUCAGUGUCUUCAGUCAUGAAGAGGAAUUUGCAUUGUUGUGUUUGUAUAUAGAGUAUUGCAGUGCAUGAUUUAGCUUAUGCAUUUUAUUAAAUGCUGUUGAAAUGUGGCAUUCUAUUGUUGUGGCUUAAUACUGCUGUUUAUACCAUUAAAGUGAGUUACAGCUGGAA
This is a messenger RNA of Pogoniulus pusillus (Red-fronted tinkerbird), 8695 nucleotides long. RefSeq names its product nuclear receptor subfamily 2 group C member 2 (gene NR2C2). The coding region runs from base 103 to 2004 and encodes 633 amino acids. The transcript has 15 exons. Gene Ontology annotation, biological process: anatomical structure development; cell differentiation; positive regulation of embryonic development. Gene Ontology annotation, molecular function: nuclear receptor activity; RNA polymerase II cis-regulatory region sequence-specific DNA binding; zinc ion binding. NCBI's taxonomy places the organism in Eukaryota, Metazoa, Chordata, Aves, Piciformes, Lybiidae. The record is from RefSeq and is a predicted model, not a curated record.